CUGCGGGGACCAUGCAGGGCAACGGGCAGCAAGCGGCGGCAAAGGGCUGCGAGGAUCACCGUGGCGGCAUUGAGGCGGCUGACGGCGGGCUGCAGGCUGCGGCCGUGCCCAUGCUCCCGGCCAUGGAGGUGGCCGAGGAGCAGGAGAAAGCUCCAGGCGGAAAGAGCAAGGAUCCCAACACCUACAAAGUGCUCUCCCUGGUGCUGUGUGUCUGCAUGCUCACCACCAUCCUGGGCUGUAUCUUUGGCCUGAAGCCCAGCUGCUCCAAGGAUGUGAAAACCUGCAAGGGACGUUGCUUUGAAAGGACCUUUGGAAGCUGCCGUUGCGAUAGAGACUGUGGCAAGAUUGGGAACUGCUGCUUGGAUUACCAGGAGAUGUGCAUCCAGCCGGCCCACAUAUGGAGCUGCAAUAAGUUCAGGUGUGGAGAGAAGAGGCGACCUGAGUACCGCUGCUCCUGUGCAGAUGACUGCCUGCAGCACCAGGACUGCUGUGUCAAUUACCAGAGCAUCUGCAAAGGAGAGGCAAGCUGGGUUGAAGAGGAGUGUGAGGACAUGACCGAACCCCAGUGUCCCAAAGGCUUUACCAAGUCUCCAGUGUUGCUGUUUUCAUUGGAUGGCUUCAGAGCAGAAUAUUUGCAGACUUGGGGUGGACUUCUCCCUGUUAUUAGCAAGUUACAGAAAUGUGGGACACACACCUCCAGCAUGAGACCAGUGUACCCUUCAAAGACCUUCCCCAAUCAUUACUCCAUUGUCACAGGGCUGUAUCCUGAGUCUCAUGGGGUCAUUGACAACAAGAUGUAUGACCCCAGAAGAAAUGCAUUUUUCACCCUCAAAAACGAAGAGAAGUUCAACCCACAGUGGUACCAGGGACAGCCUAUCUGGCUCACUGCUAUGUACCAGGGGCUGAAGGCUGCCACCUUCUUCUGGCCGGGCUCAGAUGUCGCCGUCAACGGCAGCUUCCCCAGCCUGUAUGAGAUCUACAAUGGCUCAGUCCCCUUUGAAGAAAGAGUAGUGACAGUCCUGCACUGGCUGCAGCUGCCUGAAGAUGAGAGACCACACUUUUACACUCUGUAUUUAGAAGAACCAGAUUCCUCAGGCCAUCAGUUCGGGCCAGUAAGCAGCGGAGUCAUUAUGGCACUACAGAGAGUAGACAGCAUUGUGGGGAUGCUGAUGGAUGGCCUCAAGCAAUUGAACCUGCACAAAUGCCUAAACAUCCUUUUUAUAUCAGACCAUGGGAUGGAGGCAGGGAGCUGCAGCAGAACAGUGUAUCUGGAGAGCUACCUGCCUGAUGUUCAAGAGUUCACAGUGGUGCCUGGGCCUGCAGCUCGCCUGAGACCUAAUAAUGUUCCAGAUGAGUAUUUCUCUUUUGAUUAUGAAGGCAUUGUCAGAAACCUCACAUGCAUAGAGCCAAAUCAGCCUUUCAAAGCCUACAUGAAGCAGCUGCUGCCCAAGCGCUUCCACUACUCUUACAAUGACAGGAUCGAACCCCUGCACUUCUAUCUGGAGUCCCAGUGGCAGCUGGCUAGGAAACCAGGCGAGAUUAAGAGGUGCACAGGUGGAUUCCAUGGCUCAGACAAUCGCCUCCCCAGUAUGCAGGCUAUCUUCAUUGGCUUUGGGCCAGCAUUCAAGUCUCAUACUCAAGUGGAUCCUUUUGAAAACAUUGAAGUGUACAAUCUAAUGUGUGAUCUGCUUGAUUUGAAACCAGCCCCAAACAAUGGAACUCAUGGACUCCUAAACCAUCUGUUGAGGAAUCCUGUGUACAUGCCCCAGCACCCCAAGGAGAGAAGCCAUCCCUCUGACUGCCCUGUGCUGAGAGCCUUCUCAGUCAGCCCUGGCUGCUCCUGCCAGGCACGGGGUUUGCCAGUACUGGAUUUUGCUCAGCGUUUGGAUUUCACCCAAGCAGAAGCUGAGAAGAUAGAGCAGCUGGCAGUGCCCUAUGGCCGGCCCAGACUCCUGCAGCAGAGACACAGCUACUGCCUGCUGCACCACCCCCGCUACCUGAGUGCCUACAGCCAGCACUACAGCAUGGCCCUCUGGAGUGCAUACACCAUCCACAAGCAGGACCAGUGGGUUUCUGCUGCAGAAGAUGCCUCCAGCUGUUUGCACAAGGAUGGUCGUGUGCCUCUGAACCACAGCCACACCUGUUUGUUUUACAGCAACCGACCUGGCCUGAGUUAUGGAUUCCUUGCUCCUCCGACCUUCAUGGCAGGAGAGAGGCCUCACUACGAUGCCCUGCUCGCCAGCAACACCGUGCCCAUGUACCCUGCAUUUAAAGUCCUCUGGAACUACUUCCACCAGCAGCUGCUGCCAAGGUAUGCUGCAGCCAGGAGCGGCGUCAAUGUGGUCAGUGGGCCUGUGUUUGAUUACGAUGCUGAUGGGCUCUGUGAUAGCCCAGAAAAGGUGAAAAGGCACCCCAGUAAUUCAGAAGUUCCAGUUCCAACUCACUUCUUCAUUGUACUGACCAGUUGUAAAAACACCUCUGAAACUCCUCUGGCAUGUGAGGGGUCUCUGGAUGCUUUGUCCUUUGUCGUGCCUCACAGAGAAGACAACAGUGAGAGCUGUGCACAGGAUGGCAAGGCUGAGUCCACCUGGGUUGAAGAGAGAAUGAAGUUCCACACAGCUCGGAUCAGAGAUGUGGAGCUGCUCACUGGACUCAGUUUCUAUCAGGACAGGAACCAGCCAGUGUCUGAGAUUUUGCAGUUAAAAACAUAUUUGCCCACUGCUGAAGUGAACUGAGUUCAUCCUAUGGAAUGUUGCUGCCAUCUCUCACAGCUGGCUUGUAAAUAGACUUUCUAAUGGAGGAAGACUUUUUUUAGGUUCUUUUUUAAUAAGCUGGAACAUUUAUUGAGAACUCUGGACCAAAAUGCCAGUAGGGAGGAGAGUGGGUGCCAUAUUUAUAUCUCAGGGACUCCUGAUAUGUGCAACACAGGCUGGCAGCUCCUGUCGUUCCCACUUGGAUGUGAUGGAGUCAGGGCCGUUCUUCAGUGCUGGCAGCAUUUGAUCAUCACAGCCUGAGACAUCAACAAGGAUGUUACCUUUUUAACUGAAGGGAGAGAAGUUGCUGCAGGACGGGUUUAGAUCAAUGCUCUGCUUUAAAACUAAAGAUAAUUAGCACAGUGCUGCUUCCUGGGGACCUCUGCCACCAGACAGCACCACCCCUCCCUGCAGUCCUCCCUGCAGCAUUCUGAACUUUGGCUCUCGUAGAAUGAGGCAGCCUCGUGCCGCAAGAAGCCCUGCUGAGGUUGUCAAGGCUGGGAACUGGAGCUUCCCCAGCAGGGAGGAGAUUGCCUGGCCAGAGGGGUGCUGUUAGGUGGGAGCUUUGGUCUGCUGCUGCUGCUGCCUGUGGGGUCUCCAGCACUGAAGGAGGAUUUGUUGCACAGCUUGCAUGUUGUAAAUGCAUCUUCAGAAUGAGCAGGUGCAGGCUGCAUCCAGUCACCUGCAAAUCAGGAGACAUGAGUUGAGGAAUGUGUCUGAGCUCCAGCAAAGCUCUUGCUGCAAAGUAAGCUUCCAAUUGACUGAAGGACUCUGCUUUCUUGAGGCAAAGCUGUUUUCCUCCAGUUGCUGCGUGGGUUUGCCAGCUGCGUCUUUAAAAUCCCAUGGUCAGGAGAAAGCAAUUUUGCCCUAGGCUGGUCAGCUCAUCUCCAGCGGCACACUGCAGCGGCAUGCUGUGCCCACGGGGCGCUCAGUUGUCCACUGGCAGCAAAUACCCCCAUCCUGGCUGUGUUUGUAGCUGUUCUUAGAGCUACAUCUCCCAAAGUGCAGCUCACCCAACUGGUCCCUCUGGAAGGCAGACGCUGCCAGCUGCGGGUUCUGCAGAAGCGUGCAGUGAGCUCCGAUAGGAGCUGGCAGGCUGCCUGCUGGCUGCUGCAGGCACUCAGGAGUGCAGGAGCUCCUCCUCGGCCAGUCCCUCUGCUGCUGCUGCCGCCGCUCCCAUUCCCCACUCUCGCUGAGGCUGGUGGCCACAGCUGGCUCUGUCCUCCGUGGAGCUGGCACAGAGCCACACCUCUGCUCUUCUCACGGACAAAGGAGAGAAUGCACCACGCACAAGAGUGCCAGAAGGAGGAGCCUGUGCCUGAGCUGUCCCACCUCACAGCCUGGACGUGCCUGGUGGAGGCUGGAAAGCAGUGGAGGCUUUUCCAGUAGCUUCAGCCUGGAGGGGACAUUUUCUCUUUUAACCAAACGUCUUUUCUUGCUCUUCUAUUCCAAGCAUGAUUUAUUUUUUCCCCUGAAGUAGUUUUCACUGUGUGGAAUUCAGAUCCGUUGUAGCAGCCCCCGGUUGUGAUACAACUGUGACAGCCUGAUCAGUGUAACUGCUCUGUACCUGCUUGUGACUGAUAAAAACAUCCCUCAGAGCCCA
This is a messenger RNA of Pogoniulus pusillus (Red-fronted tinkerbird), 4356 nucleotides long. RefSeq names its product ectonucleotide pyrophosphatase/phosphodiesterase 1 (gene ENPP1). The record is from RefSeq and is a predicted model, not a curated record. The transcript is spliced from 25 exons. Bases 12 to 2735 code for a protein of 907 amino acids. Gene Ontology annotation, biological process: inorganic diphosphate transport; nucleoside triphosphate catabolic process; ATP metabolic process. Gene Ontology annotation, cellular component: cell surface. NCBI's taxonomy places the organism in Eukaryota, Metazoa, Chordata, Aves, Piciformes, Lybiidae. Gene Ontology annotation, molecular function: metal ion binding; nucleic acid binding; phosphodiesterase I activity.